GACAUGGUAUAACACUAAAUAACAUUAAAAUAAUACAGAUUUCAGUUUGUAAAAUACCGAAACGUUAAUAGUUUUAUGAUUAAAAAUGUAUUUUCUGCCUUAGCUCAAAUAAAUUAUAUUUCCUAUGACAUACAUUGCAUGUUGACCCACACUAAUGUAUAAUGAUAAUUUUUGUCAUGCUGAAUAUGAAUAAUUUAUUGCACCGUAUGUGCUGCUACAGGUAUCUUAAAGGUUUUAGAAUAUAUUCUACUUCACAGCGGUUUCAAUUCUGAGCACUCGGGAGCAUUAUUAAACUCUAAAGAGGCGUGUUUGGUUUGUUUAGAGACUGUGACAGUGAAAUAAAGACUGUUGUUGCCAUUCAUGUGAUAUGGUUUAGUAUGGGAUGGAUAUUUUCUUUAAUAUCAAGUACGGUAUAUGCCACACCUCAGGUAGACCCAGAACAAAUUGGGUAACUAUAGUAAUUGUCAUGAAAUAUGAUUUAGUUCCAUAGAGAUGAUCCGAUGCUGCAUUUAUUAGAAUAAACUAAUAACCAUUCAGAACCAGGUCAGUACUUUUUCAUUUCUAGGUUAAAUUGACCCCAGCAUGAAUAUUUUUGACCCAGGUUUAUUUGGCCAUCGUGACCCAUCUGGAAAACAUGUCACCUGCUGCUCUCAUUGAACCUCUAUCUUUAUUUGACCUGAGUUCAUAUUCAAAUAUUUCUGUGUGGGUGCCAGUUUUUUUAUGACAUCAUGGGGUCAAUGAGAGAGUUUCUACUUUUACAUCUCACACACGCGCACACACACACGGUGAGGGAGAAUACUGAAUCGUUAGGUUGAGCUCAGUGCCUCAUCGAUAUAGUAUGGUGUGUGUGUGUGAGCGUGUGUGUGAAAGGGCGGAGGAUCAAGCCAGAGGGCAGUGGUCUGUUUGGCAUAAACAGGCAGGGAGGAAGAUGGAGAAGUCCGAUGACGGCUGAUGAAAGAAACAAUUUUGUCUGUUGUGCAGAUCACAGACUUUCAGGAUGACAGUCACUUACUCCAGUAAAGUGGCAAACGCCAGCUUCUUCAGUUUCCACCGGCUACUGCUGCGCUGGAGAGGAAGCAUCUACAAGUUGCUGUAUCGAGAGUUUGCUGUGUUCGCUGGACUCUACACCAUCCUGAGCCUUGUGUACAGAGUCGCUCUCUCCGAUGAACAGAAGAGACUGUUUGAGAAACUCUCCAUGUACUGCGACAAGUAUGCCGAACAGAUCCCUGUCACCUUUGUUCUUGGAUUUUAUGUGACUCUGGUGGUGAAUCGAUGGUGGAAUCAGUUUGUCAACCUGCCCUGGACCGACAGACUCAUGUUCCUCAUAUCCAGUUGCGUUCAUGGCAAAGACGAAUACGGUCGGCUUCUACGACGAACACUUGUACGAUAUGUCAACCUGACCUCGCUGCUCAUAUUCCGCUCGGUCAGCACUGCAGUGUGUAAACGUUUCCCGACGAUGGACCAUGUAGUGGAAGCAGGCUUCAUGACCCCAGAGGAGAGGAAGGUGUUUGAGGAAAUCAGCUCCCCUCACCUGAAAUACUGGAUCCCGGUCGUCUGGUUCUCAAAUCUGGCAUCUAAGGCUCGGCAGGAAGGACGGAUCGAGGACAACAUCACUUUGCAGAAUAUCCUGAAUGAGAUGAAUUUGUUCCGGACCUGGUGUGCCACCCUUUUCGGUUACGACUGGGUGGGCAUCCCUCUGGUCUACACUCAGGUGGUCACUUUAGCCGUCUACACUUUCUUCUUCGCUUGUCUCAUCGGUCGGCAGUUCCUGGACCCUGCUCGGGGUCACCAAGGCCAUGACCUUGACAUUUACGUGCCAGUUUUCACUCUGCUUCAGUUCUUCUUCUACUCCGGCUGGCUCAAGGUAGCAGAACAGCUGAUCAACCCAUUUGGAGAAGAUGAUGACGACUUCGAAGCAAACUGGAUCAUUGACAGGAACCUUCAGGUUUCUCUCCUGGCUGUGGAUGAGAUGCACAUGAGCCUGCCCCUCUUGACCAAAGACAUGUACUGGAAUGACAGCGAGGCGCGUCCACCGUACACGCUGGCGGCGGCAGACUACUGCAUCCCGUCCUUUCUUGGCUCCACCACAGAUAUGGGACUCUCCAACAUCCUGCAGUUUGAUGACAGCGAAGCUCCUCAGCGUCAACAAGAGCCUGCUUUUACUCACAGACAAGAAUCGGUUCUGGGACGAGUCCGGAGACUUCUAAGCGUGCAGGAUCCACCCGACCUUCCACUCAAACGCCACAUUUUAAAGCGGCACAGCAGCGAUGCAGCAGGCAGCUUCUUCCCUGAGUCCAGAAAGUCAGAGGUCACUGUUCCACCCACAUCUGUGAUCACGACUCCACCUUUCGUGGAGUCCCUCACCACUCUAAGGGAAGUGACCAGCACCCCUUCAUCGCCGGACCACUUCACCGACUUCCCGGUCCUCGUAGUCAUCCCACCUGUGACUAAGAAUACCGGCAACAAUCAGGAUUCUACUGAAGUGGCAGAACAACCCCAAAACAGCAAUGGUGUUGAUCUGUUGCCAGCUGAGAAGACCCCUGUUUUGGACAACAGCAGCCCAUCUGUAUGCACCUCGCCGACCCAGCUGGGUCCUAAAGAGUUUCGAUGGACGAACCUCAGCCGGCCCAGAAUCCGGCAUAGGCGUCGCCAGUUCUCCUUUCAGGUGCACCGCCAGUCCUCCAAAACGUCGGUCCGCAGCCUGCCGAGCCCCAAAGGUUUGGGAAAGCGAAGACGAGGUCUGGCUCGAUUCCAAAUUCGGGACUGUGAUGUGACUACUGAUGCUCUUCAACUGCCGGGCUUCAGCUAUGAGCAGGACUUCCAGGGCACUGAGGGGAUUGAAGACAGCGAAGCAUCACAGAGCUCUGACAUGAAUUCUUAAAGAAUUGGAAACUGGAAGCAGAAAUAAAGUUUCACCUUUUAAUUGAAUUCGUCUGAGUGCAAAACAGAGCAGGAUUUGAAAAAAGAAAACAAAAAAAAAACAUGUACACCAAAGACGAUCCUGUGUUAUUACAGCUCAAUAAAGGCAA
Synchiropus splendidus (mandarinfish) is the source of this 3029-nucleotide messenger RNA. Its product is annotated as bestrophin-3-like. The coding region runs from base 998 to 2881 and encodes 627 amino acids. The record is from RefSeq and is a predicted model, not a curated record. The transcript is spliced from 14 exons. Lineage: Eukaryota; Metazoa; Chordata; Actinopteri; Syngnathiformes; Callionymidae. Gene Ontology annotation, molecular function: chloride channel activity.